This is a messenger RNA of Fusarium falciforme, 1590 nucleotides long. RefSeq names its product HET domain-containing protein. Lineage: Eukaryota; Fungi; Ascomycota; Sordariomycetes; Hypocreales; Nectriaceae. The record is from RefSeq and is a predicted model, not a curated record. The coding region runs from base 1 to 1590 and encodes 529 amino acids. The transcript is spliced from 2 exons.
AUGGCCUCUUUUGACGAUGCUGCAGCAAAGUACUUCUUUAAUCGAACUUCGCAUACCAACUUCCUCGACGGCGACAUUAUGCAACAAGCAAAGAUAUGGAUUGAUGAUUGUGUAGGAGGACGUCAUGAGAGAUGUUUUCCUCCUGAGAAAUCUCAGCUUCCUACCCGUGUUCUGGACGUUGAGCCUAGCCUUGGUCCUAUUGUCCGUUUGCAAGAUCAGACGGCCGGCAGAUUUGAGGGGUAUGCAGUACUGAGUUACUACUGGGGCGGGUCUCAGCCUCUAACCGCCACCAAGAGCAACAUUCAGACCCUGAUAUCUGGAGUUGAGAUUGAUAGACUCCCGCAGACCCUCAAAGACGCUGUUUACGUCGCAAGGAGACUUGGGCUUCGAUACCUCUGGAUUGAUGCUCUCUGUAUCAUCCAGGAUAGCCCGGAAGAUAAACUAUCCGAGAUUGGUAAAAUGGGCACAGUCUACCGGAAUGCUGUGGUCACCAUCGCAUCUGCAACUGCCCGAAAGGCUUCAGACGGUUAUCUCAAAAUUUCUAAGGAUAAUAAACCGGAACAGUCAUGUACAAUGCCAAUUUACCUCCCAAAGCAGCCUCGAGUUGGUAGAGUGACUCUGGCGGCGGAGGGUAUUCCGGCUGAUACACACCCAUUGCCCUUACGGACUCGUGGCUGGGCUUUUCAAGAAGCAGUUCUCUCCCGACGCAUUCUGAUCUUUUCAGAUUACGACUUGCAUUGCCGCUGUAAGCCCCAGCACGAAAUGUUCCUCAAUCUCGGCAACCUCAAGCGAGAGAAGAGCCCGAAGCUGUUCUCGUUUGGAACCAAGCUUUUCGACGAGUUUGAAACUUAUCACAAAAGCCGCGGAGACGGCUGGAUGUCGCCAGUGUUCCUUAGUGGAAUGUGGAGCGGCAUGCUCUUCGAGUUUACUACGCGGUCGCUCACUGUGGCUGAUGAUCGACUUCAUGCUGUGCAGGGCAUAGCGAAUGAACUACUACAGUCGAAGCACUUGUCAACCACUAUGGACAGGACAUAUAUUUCGGGCACAUGGAUGGCUUGUCUGCCAUUACAGCUUCUCUGGUCACGAUCCCAAGCCGGCCCUUCCCAGCCUGUCACGAGUAGAUCCAAAAGAGCCCUAACAUGGUCUUGGGGUUGUCUGGACUGCCGUAUCAAUUUUUAUUCCUAUGGAAUAUCCUCCGUGCGACCAUAUAACGGUUUCUCGCUUUUGCACGUCUCUUCUAAGCCAGAUGAAGUGUAUCUGGAGGCCGAGUGCGAUAUCGUCUGUCGCAGUUUAGACCAAUUCCGCCACGACUCGUCGAAAGACCGGGGCAUCCGGAUCACCCUUGACCUAGAUAUAGAUGAGCUCCCUACCACGGCCACAUGUGUCUACUAUAUACUUCUAGACAAGACUAUUGACAUCACGGGUAGGAAGAAGAGCGAUCCACUCCGGUUGUACUAUGUUGAGGGUAUCGCUACCUACGAGAAUGACAAAGGGGUUUUUCAACGACUGGGCUUUUUCAGAUGGAAUGUGAACCAGCCUGCUGAGGAUGAAUACAUCUUUGGUCAACGGAGACGGGUCAAGUUGGUGUAG